This is a messenger RNA of Mercenaria mercenaria, 956 nucleotides long. Its product is annotated as insoluble matrix shell protein 3-like. NCBI's taxonomy places the organism in Eukaryota, Metazoa, Mollusca, Bivalvia, Venerida, Veneridae. The record is from RefSeq and is a predicted model, not a curated record. Bases 290 to 706 code for a protein of 138 amino acids. The transcript is spliced from 5 exons.
CAAUUUAGAUGUAUGAGUUAAUGUUGUGCAUUGAUGAAGUGUCAAAUAUUCUGUAUAUCGUCUGUUUACGGAGGAUGCUAUAAUAUUGGUCCACAAAUUGUCUAAAAAGAUAUAGAGGAUAUUGUUUUAAUUCAGUUGACUAGUGUGAAUUCCAGUGACCAUUCGUGCGACUGAACCAGCAACUUGUGUGAGACUGAAAGGCAUGCAGUCGAACAACAUCUGAAAAAUGAUUAAAGACUGUGUGUACUGUGUAAAUUCAAGUAACCAAGAGAGCAAUUUCAUGUAAACAAUGAGAAAAAAUAUAUAUCCGACUCUAGAACACACUUGCAAAAUGUUGAUGUUGUUAUGCCUGAUAGCUACUGCCCUACCUUUAACUCUUGUGGAAGGCGCGGAAAAGUAUUGCGUGGCGGCCUUGAAAAGACCUGGGAUAGAUUGUUUCUACGGUUCAACGGUACUCGGAUUCGUGCGAAUGCUUAUCAACUAUAAUCUCACUCCAUCUUCUACCGAAAUUUGUUGUCAAGCCCGAGCCUGCUCGUACGGAGGAUGUUUGUUUGUGGACAUCGGGUGUCAUAACCAUGGCGUGUCGAAACAAUUGAUUUGGGAGUUACCAAAUAAAGAGCCUAGCAUGAGCUGUUACACGUCCACUGGUACGGGCUGGGGCCGUUCCUAUAAAUAUACAGCGGCAGUAACAAGGAGAACAUAUUAAUCUUAUCCCAGGAAAAUUCCAAAAUAAUUUAUUACCUUUUCUUGUUUAUUAUCAAAAUAUCUUUAAGUUUAAAAAUGCUGCGAAAUUAUUAUUCUAAGAACCAAUUUGUAAUUCAUUUCUUGAUGCAAAUGUUAAUAAAAAUGUAUUAAGAGCAAAUAUAAAAUUAAUUAAAAUCUGGCUUUUUAAUAUUGUGUUGAAUGUGAAACAUUCCUCACAUUUGUCCUAAAAUUUACAUAAAGAAAAGUCUAAA